AUGGGAGCUGUUUUAUCAGCUGUGCUCGGAGGUUCCGGAGAAGCUGCAGAGGCAGGGAGUGAAUCUGAGCCUAGCCGCGUCAUGAAGUUUAGCUCUUCGGCUCGGUGGCAGCUUCACUUCAACGAGAUCAAGGAAUCUUCGAAACUGCUGGUCGUUGACUUCUCGGCAUCGUGGUGUGGACCUUGUAGAAUGAUUGAGCCUGCGUUUAUCGCCAUGGCUGAGAAGUUCACUGAUGUUGAGUUCGUCAAAUUGGAUGUCGAUGAACUUCCUGAUGUUGCUAAAGAGUUCAAUGUGACGGGAAUGCCAACAUUUGUGCUGGUGAAAAGGGGUAAAGAAGUUGAUAGGAUCGUUGGCGCCAGAAAAGAUGAACUUGAGAAGAAGAUUAGCAAACUCAGGGCUUAG
This is a messenger RNA of Microthlaspi erraticum, 402 nucleotides long. The record is from the annotation of a GenBank genome assembly. Lineage: Eukaryota; Viridiplantae; Streptophyta; Magnoliopsida; Brassicales; Brassicaceae.